AGUUCCAGACAGAAUGCGUAAGAUAGACGAAACAACUGGUAUGGCGUAUAUCCUGUUGGCGACGUUUGCCUUAGGGCCUUUGAUCGUAUGCUGGAUCUCUCCCUUUGCUCAAGAUGAUACCGUUCAUGGGUAUUUUGAACCUGGCUACGAGCAGAUCUACGAACAAUUUAGGCAAAAUUUUGCUGAUGGAUUGGAAAGGGAGGGAGCUGCUGUGGUUGUAUACCUUCGAGGGAGACCUGUCGUUGAUUUGUGGGGUGGAUUCGCAGACAAAGAAGCGAAUAUACCAUGGAAGCGCGACACAAGAACUGUACUCUUUUCAUCUACAAAGGCUGUAUCCUCGCUUUGCAUAGCCAUGCUUGUCGACCGAGGGCUACUCCGAUACGAAGAUCGACUUACGGACUUCUGGCCUGAAUACGGAUUGUUCGGAAAGGAGAAUACAACUGUGGGAGAUGUGAUGACACAUAAGGCUGGGCUGCCCUAUCUUGAAGAAGACAUCGAUAUCAGCGAUUUUGAAGACUUUACCAAAAUUGAAAAGAAAGUUGAGAGAUCGAAACCGCUCUGGAAACCUGGUACUGCCACCGGCUAUCAUCCAGUAACUUUUGGUUUUAUUUUGGAUGGAAUUGUGCGUCGGGUUGAUAAAAAAGGAAGAGACGUAAGGACAUUCUUGAAAGAAGAAGUAAGCGAUGCUCACGGUUUAUCGGUGGAGAUUGGCGUGGACCGCAGAGAGGCUCAUCGACUAGCUCGAAUUACCACUCCCACUUUCUGGGAGUUUGUGCGAGACUGCAUACGGAACCCUAAGAUGAUCGGAAUGCUUACAAUCAUGUACGUCCGAUUCGACAACAUGCUGCAGAAAGUUCGAGAAAACACGAAGUUUCUCCAACUCAAUUAUGACACCAUGUCUGUCAACGAUCCUGACAUCAUAUCUCUGCCUAUCUCAGCCCUCACAGGCGUGUCGAGUGCAGCAGAUUUGGCACGACUGUUUUCGUUAGCUAUCGAUGGGACCUUGUUCAGCAAUUCAACAUUAGAAAAGAUCAGUACACCCACGGUGAACAACUGGCACUUGGAAAGGGUAGCAAUCUGGCCAAUCAGAAAAGGAUAUGGCUUCCUUUAUGAUCCAAAUCCGCUAAUCCCGGGCAAAUUCGUCUUUGGCCACCCUGGCUAUGGUUGCCAGCUUGUGUUUGCUGACCCAUCGAACCAACUCGCAAUGGCUUACCUCUCCAAUGGGUUGAAGACAGGCACAGGAGAAGUAUGCACGACGUAUUUACGCUUGUACGGUGCCACCUACGAUGCCCUGCGGGCUUUGUAGCCAACAUUCCGCGACGAUCGUUUUAUGUUUACUACGGGUAUAAAGGCUUUAGAGCCAUAAUUUGCGUUGUUGCUCAAUCACUUGUAAAUUGCACUCCUGCUUCUAACCUCAAUUUCAUAUCACGA
Messenger RNA from Cylicocyclus nassatus, 1431 nucleotides. NCBI's taxonomy places the organism in Eukaryota, Metazoa, Nematoda, Chromadorea, Rhabditida, Strongylidae. The record is from the annotation of a GenBank genome assembly.